UAGGCGGGCGAACUCAGCUGAGAACCCGAGAGUGACGUGCACCGGGCCGGGAAGAAGAAUCGAGGUUCGGCUCGGGCGGGGACGAGAAGCAGCGCUCGGGCGAGCGAAGACGGCGGCCGGCGCGGGCGGGCGCGGCCUUUGUCUCCUCCUCCCGCGCGCUCGGCAGCGGCACCGGCCCCAUGAGCCCGCGGCCCCCCGGCGCCCGGGCCUUCCGUAGCCCCUGACCUGACCUGUCCUCGCCAUGGCCGAGGCCGCCUCCAGCGCCGGGGGCACAUCCCUGGAGGGCGAGCGUGGCAAGAGGCCCCCGCCGGAGGGCGAGCCUGCAGCCCCGGCGUCCGGAGUUCUGGAUAAGCUUUUCGGGAAGCGGCUCCUGCAAGCGGGUCGCUACCUGGUGUCCCACAAGGCUUGGAUGAAGACAGUGCCUACAGAGAACUGCGACGUGCUGAUGACCUUCCCAGACACGACCGAUGACCACACGCUGCUAUGGCUGCUGAACCACAUCCGCGUGGGCAUCCCCGAGCUCAUCGUGCAAGUCCGCCACCACCGCCACACGCGUGCCUACGCCUUCUUUGUCACCGCCACGUAUGAGAGCCUACUCCGAGGGGCCGACGAGCUGGGUCUGCGCAAGGCAGUGAAGGCCGAGUUUGGCGGGGGCACCCGCGGCUUCUCCUGCGAGGAGGACUUUAUCUAUGAGAAUGUGGAGAGCGAGCUGCGCUUCUUCACUUCCCAGGAACGCCAGAGCAUCAUCCGCUUCUGGCUGCAGAAUUUGCGUGCCAAGCAGGGAGAGGCGCUCCACAACGUGCGCUUCCUGGAGGACCAGCCAAUCAUCCCUGAGCUGGCAGCACGUGGGAUCAUCCAGCAAGUGUUCCCUGUCCAUGAGCAGCGUAUUCUGAACCGCCUCAUGAAGUCAUGGGUGCAGGCCGUGUGUGAAAACCAGCCUCUAGAUGACAUCUGUGAUUACUUUGGUGUGAAAAUUGCUAUGUACUUCGCCUGGCUGGGCUUCUACACGUCGGCUAUGGUAUACCCAGCCGUCUUCGGGUCUGUCCUGUAUACAUUCACAGAGGCUGAUCAGACAAGCCGAGAUGUUUCCUGCGUGGUCUUUGCCCUCUUCAAUGUGAUCUGGUCAACGCUGUUCCUAGAGGAGUGGAAGCGGAGAGGGGCUGAGCUGGCAUACAAGUGGGGGACGCUGGAUUCACCUGGGGAAGCUGUGGAGGAGCCACGCCCCCAGUUCAGGGGCGUGCGACGCAUCAGCCCCAUCACGCGGGCCGAGGAGUUCUACUACCCGCCCUGGAAGCGGCUGCUCUUCCAGCUGCUUGUGAGCCUCCCCCUGUGCCUGGCGUGCCUCCUCUGUGUCUUCUUGCUCAUGCUUGGCUGCUUCCAGCUGCAGGAGCUGGUGCUGAGCGUGAAGGGGUUGCCCCGUCUCGCCCGAUUCCUGCCUAAGGUCAUGCUGGCCCUGAUUGUCAGUGUGAGUGCCGAGGGCUACAAGAAGCUAGCCAUCUGGCUCAAUGACAUGGAAAAUUACCGGCUGGAGAGCGCCUAUGAGAAGCACCUCAUCAUCAAAGUUGUCCUGUUCCAGUUUGUCAACUCGUACCUGAGCCUCUUCUACAUCGGUUUCUACCUCAAGGACAUGGAGCGCUUGAAAGAGAUGCUGGCCACGCUGCUGAUCACCCGCCAGUUCCUCCAGAACGUGCGCGAGGUCCUGCAGCCGCACCUGUACCGGCGCCUGGGCCGCGGCGAGCUCGGCCUGCGGGCCGUCUGGGAACUGGCCCGAGCCCUGCUUGGCCUCCUGAGCCUCCGGCGCCCUGCGCCCCGCCGCCUAGAACCCCAGGCGGAUGAGGGCGGGGACGGCGGCAGCGGGGGCGGGGGCCGCAGGUGCCUCAGCGGGGGCUGCGGGGCACCGGAGGAGGAGGAGGAGGCGGCGCCGGUGGAGCGGCUGCGGGCGGGGGAAGGCGGGGAGGAGGGGGACGGGCCUCCAGGGGGCAAGGAGGAGGACGAGGACGACGACGAGGAGGAGGACGAGGAGGAAGAGGAGGACGAGGAGGAGGGCGAGGAAGGGGGCCUCCUGGACUGCGGGCUCCGGCUGAAGAAGGUCAGCUUCGCUGAGCGCGGCGCGGGGCGGCGUCGGCCCGGCCCAAGCCCGGAGGCCCUCCUGGAGGAGGGGAGCCCCACCAUGGUGGAGAAGGGGCUAGAGCCGGGAGUGUUCACUCUGGCCGAGGAGGACGACGAGGCGGAGGGUGCUCCCGGCAGCCCUGAACGGGAGCCCCCGGCCAUCCUGCUCCGCCGGGCCGGGGGCGAGGGCCGAGACCAGGGGCCCGACGGGGGCCUGGACCCGGAGCCCGGCUCCAACAGCGAUUCGACCCGUAGGCAGAGACGGCAGAACCGGUCGUCUUGGAUUGACCCGCCCGAGGAGGAACAUUCGCCCCAGCUCACCCAGGCGGAGCUGGAGAGCUGUAUGAAGAAGUACGAGGACACGUUCCAGGACUACCAGGAGAUGUUCGUGCAGUUCGGCUACGUAGUGCUCUUCUCAUCCGCCUUCCCCCUGGCGGCGCUGUGCGCCCUGGUCAACAACCUCAUUGAGAUCCGCAGCGACGCCUUCAAGCUGUGCACCGGGCUGCAGCGGCCCUUCGGCCAGCGCGUGGAGAGCAUCGGCCAGUGGCAGAAGGUGAUGGAGGCCAUGGGUGUCCUAGCGAUUGUGGUCAACUGCUACUUGAUCGGCCAGUGCGGGCAGCUGCAGCGCCUCUUCCCCUGGCUGAGCCCGGAGGCAGCCAUCGUGUCCGUGGUGGUGCUCGAGCACUUCGCUCUGCUCCUCAAGUACCUCAUCCACGUGGCCAUCCCCGAUAUCCCGGGCUGGGUGGCUGAGGAAAUGGCCAAGCUGGAGUACCAGCGCCGCGAGGCCUUUAAGAGACACGAGCGCCAGGCCCAGCAUCGCUACCAGCAGCAGCAGCGCAGGCGGCGGGAGGAGGAGGAGCGACAGCGCCAUGCAGAGCACCAUGCCCGGCGGGAGCAUGAUUCUGGUGGCCGGGAGGAGGCGAGGGCUGAGGGCUCUGGGCUGGACCCCGCCACCUCCUCCGAGAAGGCCUCUGCCAAGGCCAAGGGCAGCACUGCGGGUGGCCAUGGGCCUGAGCGGCCCAAACGCCCAGGGUCCCUGCUGGCACCCAACAACGUCAUGAAGUUGAAGCAGAUCAUCCCACUGCAGGGCAAAUUCCUCUCAUCGGGGGCCACAUCCUCACUGGCCGCUGCAGGGGCCGGAGCCACCGCCCGGCCUCCCCCUGCCCAGUCACCCACCGGCAGCGACACCCGCCUGCCCGCCUUUCUCAGCUUCAAGUUCCUCAAGUCACCCGAGACCCGGCGGGACUCUGAGCGCAGCCACUCGCCGCCCAAAGCCUUCCACGCCGGCAAGCUCUUCCCCUUUGGUGGCACCCGGGCUGAGCCUGGGUCCAACGGGGCGGGCGGGCAGGCCCGACCAGAUGGGACCCCCAGCGGUGGCGGCAGCCGGGUUCAGAGGAGUGGGCUGGUGGACGAGGCCAUGGCUGAGGAGCUGGAAGCCUCCCGGCCCGAAGAGGAAGGCUCAGGUCACAAGCUUUAACUCGGGGGUGGGGACGCCGGGCCGGCUUUGGGGGUAGGGUAGGGUGGCCAGGCCUGGGGAGAGGGGCUGAAGGGGACAGAGGAGGCCCGGUCUUGGGUCCUGGCAGGGACCUGGGUCAGUGGUACAUGCAGCCUCUCAGUUAAAGCCUGCUUCGUAUCUCCAGGGCCUUUGUUAGCCUAGAGCCCCGUGCCUGACCCUCCCCAGGGAGGGAUGCCAAAGCCGACCGCACCCAGGGACCCCCCACCAUGCUCCCCUGCCAGGAGAGAUGAGGGAGGCCCGCUUCCCAUCCAGCCCACCCUUCUGCUCCAGCUCACUCUGGGGGGGACUUGACCCCCCCCAGGCCUCUAUGCAAAUCCACACCCUGCAGCCCAGCUGUUCAGGAAGGACUUCCUCGGAGGUGGGGCUGGGGCUGCCCACCCAGGGAGCUCCCACAUGUGCUGAGCAGAGGUGCAGGCCUCACCCCUACCCUCCCACCUCCGCCACCUCCCUUGCCCCAAUCCCAGCCUGGGCUCUAGCAACCCCCUCCCCAGGGAGCCCAACAGGUGGCAGCUGCAGCACAAGGGCCAUAGGUCAGAAGCCAGAGGGACUUCCUCAAACUGUCCUCCCCCUGUGACCAGGAGGGGCCGUGCCCAGAGGCAGGGUAUGCAUCGGAAGCCGCCCAGGGGGCCGCCCCACCUCAGUCUCUGAUCAGAAGCAAUAAGGCCUUUAUGUGCCUGGAAGCCCGGGAGGGAGUGUGGGCAGGGUUGCCAGCCCGGCGGGGUCCAGCGGGGGCGGCAUCCCCCCGGAACGGCCCCUCUCGCCUCCGCAGGGACAGCGCUGGCCCCCGUGGGCGCCCCUGCCCUCCGCACCCGCCGCAGCCGGAGCCCCGCACCGCCGCCGCCAAUGCCGCUGCCCCGGCCCCUGACACCGCCCGCCGGCUGCUGGCAGUGGGACGGGCCCUGGGGCUGCGGGGGUGAGGGUGCCAUCCCCCGCCAGGCCCUGGCUGCUGCCGAGUGCCCGCCCUGUGCCAUGGCCGGGGCCCCACCCGCCCCCCAGCCUCUGCCGGGGGACGCCAGCUUUUACAGCCUCCCGCCCCCACCGCUGCCGCCCACCUCGGAGCCCCUCGAGACCCCGGCGCCCUCCCCUAGCCCCAGCCCCAGCCCCCAGGCCGUGUGCUGGCCCAGCGGCUGGCAUUAGCUCUGCCCGCCCUGCCUUCUCUUCUCAUAUGCAAUAUCCGUCAUUCACAGGGGCGGCCGGUCCCCAAAAUGCAAGACGCCUUCAGCCCCCAACGGACCCCAGCAUUGGCCGGCGCCCCACAUCUGCCGUUUUCCUUUCCAAAUGAAAGGAAACCCAUAAAACCAACAGAAAACACACACACACACACACACACACACACACACACAGAAUAGGCGAUUAUUUAUUUGUUUUUAAUUUAUUUUGUCAUAUUUUUGUAAAACGGCAGAAAUGCAAUAAAAACUAUAUUUCAACAGCGCCCGA
This is a messenger RNA of Piliocolobus tephrosceles (Ugandan red Colobus), 5062 nucleotides long. RefSeq names its product anoctamin 8 (gene ANO8). Bases 242 to 3586 code for a protein of 1114 amino acids. The record is from RefSeq and is a predicted model, not a curated record. The transcript is spliced from 17 exons. Gene Ontology annotation, molecular function: chloride channel activity. Gene Ontology annotation, biological process: chloride transmembrane transport. Gene Ontology annotation, cellular component: plasma membrane. Lineage: Eukaryota; Metazoa; Chordata; Mammalia; Primates; Cercopithecidae.